Molecule: messenger RNA, 4223 nt
Organism: Oncorhynchus masou masou (cherry salmon)
Lineage: Eukaryota; Metazoa; Chordata; Actinopteri; Salmoniformes; Salmonidae
Product: pleckstrin homology domain-containing family O member 1-A-like
Exons: 6
Coding region: 209-2257 (682 amino acids)
Biological process (GO): regulation of myoblast fusion
Cellular component (GO): muscle cell projection membrane; ruffle membrane
Source: RefSeq, a predicted model, not a curated record
GAUGCCACCGUCUCGUAAUGACGGACAGUGCACGAACAGACCGCGUCACCGAAAUUAUUAAUAUAAACCGUUAUUGAAACAGAUUGGGGAGAAAAUAAAGCGAAAGACAGUUUAUGCAAUUAAAAAAUAUAUCUUCUCCGAAAGAAAGGAAAAUACUUAAAACUGUAGGAACUCCCUGGCUCACAUCCACAAAAGUGAUUCUGUCAUAAUGAAGAAGAGCAAUCUAGCCAAACGGGGUCCCCAAGAUGUCAACCAGCUGUCAUCGCAGCCAGACAAAGUAGGCUGGAUCCGCAAGUUCUGUGGCAAAGGGAUUUUCAGGGAAAUAUGGAAAAACCGUUUCGUGAUACUGAGAGGAGACCAUCUGUACAUAUCUGAGAAAGAGGUGAAGGAUGAGAGGAAAGUCCAGGAGUUGUUUGACCUGGCUGACUACGAACGCUCUGAGGAGCUGCGCAAGGCCAAGAGUCGCAGUAAGAAGAACCACAGCAGGUUCACCCUGCUUCGCUGCAAGCAGCCUGGGAAUAUGGUGCCCAAUCUUGUGUUUUUGGCCGUUAGCCCAGAGGAGAAGGAGUUGUGGGUCAAUGCCCUCAAUACAGCCAUCAUCAAAUCCAAGAACCGCAUUUUUGACGAGGUCACAAUUGAAGAGGACAGUGUCCUGGUGCACCCUACACGUGAUCGUGUCAAGAUUCCCCAUGCACGGCGCUUGCCCACCCGGGGACACCUCAUGGCUGUGGCAUCCACCUCUUCAGACGGAAUGUUGACCCUUGACCUUGUCCACGAGGAAGAUGGCUCCACCCCAGAUGAUGAGGAAGAAGGCUUCUGGGAAAAUAACUUCCGGGUUGACCUAGACAAACGGACCACAGGUCGUCAGCGUUCUGGCACAGAUGUCUCCAAACUCUGUGUCACCACAAGGGACUCAAGGGUACCCAAGACGGGCAGCCUGCCCCGCGGGAGCGAGCUCUCCUGGGGCCGGGCGCACCAUCUUGAGGCUCAAUCCCACACCCCUCAACCAGGGAAGAGGUUCAGUGCCCAGGGUAGGAGCCGCUGUGCCUCCAUGGAUGAGGUCCUUUCCUCACGGCCAGUCAGAGGUGUCCUUCGCCCUCGCCCCACAGAUGAACCUGUCCAGCCUGUUGGACAACUGCAGAGUCUUAUCGCCCAGAAAAUGCAGAGGGCUCAGGAACUGCUGGAAGAAAUGCGAUUGGAGGAACUGCAACAUGCAAAGGGAAUUGACUCGCCCUAUCUGAAGGGCAUUGACUCGCCUCGCUUACACCAUCUGAGAGGGUCUGAGUCUCCUCACUCCAGGGCCUCAGGUUCACCUCGCAGUAAGAAUAGUGACUCCCCACGUUUGAGGGUAAAAGACUCGCCUCGUUUGAAGGGGAAAGACUCGCCUCGUAUGAAGGGUAAGAAGUCCCGCUCAAAAUGUACAGACUCACCCCAUUCAAAGAGUGAUGACUCUCCUAAUUUGAGGGGUAAGGACUCUCCCCGUCUCAGGGUUACUGACUCUCCCCAUCUCAGGGCUGCUGAUUCUUCCCGUUUCAUGGAAACACACUCACCAAGUCUGAAGGGUUCUGAAUCCCCACGUCUCAAGAACAUUGGUACACCGUUUUCAAAAAGUUUUGACUCAUCUAGUCUGAAGGAUUCUGUCUCGCCUCGCAUCAAGGAUACUGAUUCUCCUGUUCUGAGGGGUAAGGACUCUCUAAAUAUAAUUGGCAAGAAUUCUCAGAGUCUGAAGAGUAUCGGCUCAACUUGUCUGAAGGGUGCCGACUCUCCCCGUCUGAAGGGUGCCGACUCUCCCCGUCUGAAGAUUGCCGACUCUCCCCGUCUGAAGGGUGCCGACUCUCCCCGUCUGAAGGGUGCCGACUCUCCCCGUCUGAAGGGUGCCGACUCUCCCCGUCUGAAGGGUGCCGACUCUCCCCGUCUGAAGGGUGCCGACUCUCCCCGUCUGAAGGGUGCCGACUCUCCCCGUCUGAAGGGUGCCGACUCUCCCCGUCUGAAGGGUGCUGACUCGCUCCGUCUGAAAGGUAAUGACUCGCCCCAUAGUAAGAGUGCACACUCACUUAUCAGUGACUGUGAUUUGGAGAGUAGACGGGCGGAGGCGGAGCGUCUUCUGCAGGAGGCCGUCUCCUCCUGGCGUCAGGCUAAGGAGGUGCUGGAGGAGGUGAAGGAGCUGCAGACGCAGUCACUAAACCGCCGCUCCGAAAAGAAAACAAUGGAGAGGCCCCCAACACCGCCACAGGACUAUAGGCUGGGGGACCAGUGACUCUGUCGCCAACACAGUUGAAAAGCAUGCUGGCUUCUCUCCAAACAAAGACAAUAAGAAAGAGCACUAGGGGCAUGGAGUACCUUCAGUAGAUGUUCUGUCACGUUUUUGUUGUCAUUGCUUGCCAGUGUUGAAGCACAAAACUUUUAGGCUUUACUGCUCAUUUUACACUGUUCUAUCUUGAUCCUUGUUUCCAUACCGUAUACUAGUCAAAUUAAGCUGAGCAAGUCAUGACAGAAUUAUUUUAUUAGCACGGCUGUUUCCUUGCUUGUUUGAAUAGGUUAGAUGGACCUUGACCUCAUAAUAUGAUUCUGGGCAUUCGUUUUUUUGUUCCCUUUGUCAAAGGCUCUGUGGUCCACUCUGUGGAUGGAGGGAUGGGCGUUUGGGCUGUGGAAGCAGAGCAGAGCUUAAUCCUGGUUUGUGGAUGGGGGGUGACUCAGACUGAGAGGCAUAAACAAGGCUAGAGUGGGGGUGCCCGGCCUCGGUGACACUGACACCCCCAAGGAAAGUCAUGCUGUUCAUGUAUUUACAUUAUUAUCUGCCAGAUUAGGUCGAUUAGGUUUCAUUGCAAAAUGCUUUGCACUGUAAAUAUAAGUAUGAAAUGCUUUUUUAUAAUGGACAAAUGGAAUGAGAAUGUUUGUGUGGAAACAUUGUCUGGGGAGCAUUAUGUCAGUCUGAAAUGCAUACAUGGAGAAGAUGCCUGGGAUUUCUCUCUUUCGGUUAGCUUCAGUUAUUGACAACGUGCAGUCCAGUCCAAUGACCUUGAAAAGCGACAAGAUUUCCCCCAGUCAAAAACCUAGUAUUGUAGUUGUUGGUCUUCUCAGAGACCGAAUGCAAAAGGCGAUCUUUCUCUUACUCUGAGCGCGUUAUGUCCUCUUUCCCUCUGUGUCCUGAGCUGAGCAAUACUAUUCCAGGGACAGAUUCAAGACGUUAAUCAAUCAGUCUGCAAUCAAACUGAUUCAUUUGCCAAGCUGGAUUCCUGACAUGUAUAGUUAAAACUCACAGACCACUUUGAUUGCAAGGAUAUCAAGUGACUAACUGCUUCGCUUUAUUAAAUGCACUUCUAUUUUCGGGUCAUGUAGCAUGGUCUCUUGCUUGUGCUCAGAAUUCUUCGGUUGUUUCGGUUAAUUGGGGUUCUGUGGUCUACCAAAGCCUGCUUGUGAGUGACUCAGCGGAAGCCAGCAAGAGAACAUGCUCGUUAACUCUGAUCAGCUUCCGAGGAGAAAUGCUAUAAUGGGAUUAUAAUCGCAGGCGUCAUGUUGGGUCUCUGUAGUGUUUGUUGCACUUCUAAUCAGGUGGGAAGAUGAUUUUAACAGUUCUUCUGUCUCUCUUCCAAAAGGUGCACAGGUUAAUCUCACAACAAGAGGAUCAAUGAUUUAAUGAGAGAGAGAUGAUGAAAGCUUCUGAAAGGUUUUCAGAGCACAACGAUGUUACAUUUGGAGAUUUGAAGAUGGGUUAGUUGCACUGCACUAUUUCAUACCAAAAUAGGGUGGAAAUCAAUGUUUUUAGAGUCAUGUCCUGGUUUAGUCACAUGGUCAGUAUUUCCCGCCAUGUCAUUGGCUGACUGCCAAAAUGUGAUUCAUAGGUCACUGAGUUGAUAUUAACAUGCACAGUGCAUCUAGGACAGGACAAACAUCGCUCCAUUACACCAGGCUCACCUCACAUACGGUUACAAUCACUCAUGUGUGAUUGCGGUUUAUCAGUUUAUUUGAUUAUGUGUGUCCCUUAAGCAGCAAUUAUAUGGCUUUGGUGCACAUGACAACAAGCAAUACAGUAGGCCUAAUGUUGAUAAUGAAAGAGAUCUCUAUCACUGCUUUGUAAUCUGAACUAAGCCAAAGACCAGCAUAUAGCAACUCUGCCAGAAAGAGGUGAAAAGUGGUUAAAAUGUCUCAAGCAAUCUACAUAAAUAGAUUUUAUUUACAGCAAUUGAUAAAUUACUAAUGUAUGCAUAAAUUAAAUAAAUAAU